UACAUUAUUGAAAUGGGCGGUCUGGAAAGAUUCUGUAGAAAGCCUCCUGUCGUUUCUAUAGCAGAAAAUUGACAGUGCUUGUUGCUUGUAUUUUUCACUGGGGGAAGUGUCCUGGAUUUCAAGCAUAUAAUCCACCGGUUAUCCGAAAACAAAUAAUCACGCCACAAACAUUAAAGCGAAAAUGGGAAAAGUUCAAGGCGGAAUGAAAUGUGUCAAAUAUCUUCUGUUCGUAUUCAACUUCAUAUUUUGGCUGGUGGGCUCGUUGGUGCUGGCAGUGGGGCUGUGGCUGAGGUUCGACACAGACACCGUGUCGCUCCUAAAUGAAGAGGGCGCUCCGGACACCUUCUUCAUCGGUGUGUACAUCCUCAUUGGUGCUGGCGGGCUCAUGAUGCUUGUGGGCUUCUUCGGCUGCUGCGGCGCUGUCCGGGAAUCGCAAUGCCUUCUGGGAUCGUUUUUCGCCUGUCUCCUGGUCAUCUUUGGUGCUGAGAUUGCUGCCGGUGUGUUUGGGUUUUUAAACAAAGACAAGAUAAUUGAAGAGGUCCAGAGUUUCUACAGUAAGUCCGCCAGUGAGAACAACAACGGCACUACGAUAGCAUCCGUUUACCACAAAGUGCUGGAAUGCUGUGGCACAAAAGACUCUCCAAACCCCACCCUCUGCGCGGAUGAGCCUACUGACAAGGACUGUACCACAGCCAUAACGGAGUUCUUCAACAAUAAGCUGUACGUCAUCGGAUACGUGGGAAUCGGCAUCGCCGGAGUGAUGAUCAUCGGCAUGAUCUUCAGUAUGGUGCUGUGCUGUGCCAUCAGGAAUAGCAGGGAGGUGAUCUAGGCUACGCCCUGCCCCGCCCCCUGACCCCACCCACCCCACCCCUCCAACCCUCCGACCCGCAUCGGAUCUUUCCAGACUCGUCACGGCGUCUGCGACGGAGCCUCUCUGACGGGAUUGGUCCAGGAGAGCCAUUUAAAGAUCCAGGAAGCCACUCCGUCCAACCCCCUCCCUUUUUUUCCCAAAACACGUACCAAGUCAACAGUGGGCUCUGUAGGGGGGCCCGUGGUACACGCUAAUGAUGUCAUUAGCGAGUGUCGUUCGGGCGCUAGUCUGAUCUCUCUCUUCCUCAUUCGCUAUAAUCCAAUUAACCUGUUUUACAGCACAGUGGUUUCCACACAGAAACUUCAUUUGUUUUCAUCGCUGUUCAGAGUCCACGCUGACUAGUGCUCAGCACACACAACAUAAGAAUGCAUACUGAUGAGAACAGACCAUUCGGCCUGUCUAGGCUCAUCCUGUACCUACAUACUGGAGAGCGUCCAGCACUGUGUCAAGUUAGGACAAGAACACUUCUGGUGUCUCUCCCCCGACCACAUGACCUGACAAGCUGUUCCACACACUGAUAGCUCUCUGUGUGAACGCAAAAGCGGUACUCCUGCAGAAUUGACUUUUUCUCAUUUCCACCAAUGGAAAUUAUAGAUUAGAUAUUUUUCCCUUUUAGGGGUUAAAAUCCUCAAUUAAUUUCUCUUUAAACUGUUCAGAAGUGUGUUGAGUUAUUGACCAAACAAUUUAACUCUCCUGAUGACUUUCCUAACUAAACUUAAUUUAUUCUCACAGUCCACAUUGUUAUAACUGCAAAUAGCAUCCGUAAAGUCCUUGUAAGAUAUUUGCAGGCGAGGGCAUUCUGUUCUAAAAAUGUCAGCAGCAGCAGCCUCUGGUGUCAGCAGGUAAAAAUAUUAUGUAAUUUGACACUGAGAGGUCGUUGUUAGAGGCCCCCAAAACAUCCAUAUGGUCUCCCCACCCCCAUACGCAUACACAAACACCAACAUGCACACACUCAGGGAUAUGGAUGUCUGUCCCCAUACGCACACACAAACACCAACACACACCCACAUACGCACACAUAAACACCAACACACACCCCCACACGCAUACACAAACACCAACAUACACACACUCAGGGAUAUGGAUGUCUGUCCCCAUACGCACACGCAAACACAAACACACACCCCCAUACACGCACAGAAACACCAACAUACACAACCCCAUACGCACACAUAAACACCAACACACACCCCCAUACGCACACGCAAACACCAACACACACCCCCAUACGCGCACAGAAACACCAACAUACACACCCCCAUACGCACAUGCAAACACCAACACACAUCACCAUACGU
This is a messenger RNA of Anguilla anguilla (European eel), 2169 nucleotides long. RefSeq names its product tetraspanin 2b (gene tspan2b). The record is from RefSeq and is a predicted model, not a curated record. NCBI's taxonomy places the organism in Eukaryota, Metazoa, Chordata, Actinopteri, Anguilliformes, Anguillidae. The transcript is spliced from 8 exons. Bases 182 to 829 code for a protein of 215 amino acids. Gene Ontology annotation, cellular component: membrane.